Molecule: messenger RNA, 670 nt
Organism: Caenorhabditis sp. 36 PRJEB53466
Lineage: Eukaryota; Metazoa; Nematoda; Chromadorea; Rhabditida; Rhabditidae
Source: the annotation of a GenBank genome assembly
AUGUCCUUCUCGAUUUCCAUUUCGCUUUUCUCUUUUCUUCUGUGCUCGACACUGAUCGAAGUGGCCGAUAACCUGAUCGCCUACGACAGUCGGAAUGAACUUCUCAAUAUUCCCGAGAAUGAAAUCCACGUCAUAACGGAUGCCAUCGAUAACUUCAAGCCAAAACUGCGUGUUCAGUUCAUCAAUUUUCAAAAUGUAAAGCGGAGAAAGUGAGUAAUUGAUUGUGUACCUAAUCUAUUUUUAUAUUUUAGAGCCACUGCUACAAGAGACGGAAAAAUUAGAAUAGAAACAAGGGUGAGGCACUUCCAGAAGCCAGUCAUUGAACCAGUGAAAGUGGAGCCACAGCUCAUACAGGUAAGCGUUCCAUUCCCUUUCAAAAUGACCUCUUCCCUAUCAGCUCCGCUUCGGAGGUGGCUCCAAAGCUCAUUUCCCGUACAACAGAGUGGUAGACUGGCAACGAAGGAAUGAAAUAUCAUCGGAGUCACGCGAAGAAGAGCCGUCCACGAGCACGGAACUGCCCGUUCCAUCGGUGACCCCAAAGAGCUGGGCGAAGACGACGACGACGACGUUGACGCCGUAUUCGGCGGAGCCGGCACUCAUCCUUCCGUCCAGAUUUCACAGAAGGAAAGAAGAAGUGGUGAUUGUAUUCAAGAAGAAGCAGAAAUCAUGA